AUGGCGGGCUUUAUCCAUUUGCUUCUUCUUCUUCUUGACAAUCUCAACUCAGGGUUUCCAUUUUUAUGAGCAAUCCUUUUCUUCCCGGUGACGAACUCGUUGUAACCCAGAGGCCGACUAGGGGUUCUCCGAAACGGGAUCUCCUCCGUUUCUCUUGUUGAUCUCCCAGCUCGCCUGCUUUUCCUCUAAUGAGCUCGCUCCAGCCCAGAACCCCACCAUCUCUGCUUCCUUUAUGCGGAGAUCAUCUCUGGUUCCGUUCUUUUCCCGGCCUUUAUUUAUUUUCCAUUUUGCCUGACAGCAGGGAAGGGCCGACGGCGGCGGCACCGGCGGAGGAGGGUGGCUAUCGGUCCCGGCUUUCGGGGACUGGGACCAGAAGCAAGACGGGGUGCCGGACUACUCCAUUGACUUCUCCAAGAUCCGGGAGAUGCGCAAGCAGAACAAGAAGGACCUCUCCCGCCUCUCUGUCGGCAACGACGACGAGCUCAUCAACCCCACCGCCGCCGCCGUCGGGGCGAACCACCACGUCGUCGGCGGCGCCUCCCGCCCGCCGCCCGUACCCGGCGCCGUCGCCCGCCUCCCUCGCCCUCACCACCACCGCUCCCCCAGCGGCUCCCCCACCGUAAGCUACUCUCACUUCGGUCAUCUCUGUCUCUCUGUGUCUCUGUCUCUGUCUCUGUCUCUCUCUCUCUCUCUGCCUGCCGCCGCGCCGCCGCCGCCGCCGCCGCAGCACGCGGUUCCGCCACCCUGUAGGUUUAGGUAUAAGGUCACCGUUGUGAGCAUACGCAAUCGUUCACCGAACUAUCACCUAGGAGAACGGCACUCUUAACAUACAUAGAUAGCCCCUCGGGAAUCUUUUUCUUGUAGGUUUCUUAUCUAUCACCUCUCAUGAAUCCGACACUUGCGUAAAAACGUUGGCAUUAUUAGUAUACGCAAAAACCCCUCGGAAUUGGCCAUCUUUUCAGAUGAACUGAAUUUCGAUGGGUUCGUAGGGAAGAAGGUUUGGGAGGAAGCACUCUGAGGGUCGGUUGAUUCCACGUCGGACGUGGACAGGUCAGCACCAGUUGGCGGGCAGGGUGUGGUCGUGGGCCACCGCAGCUGGCCGCCAAACCAUUCAAUGGGCUGGCGGCCAGUUUGGGCCCAUUAUGGCACUGUCAACAUCUGAGUGGCGGCCCAUUAUCUUGUCCUUUCCCAGAGGGCGACGGAUGCGUGAAGCAGGGACAGACCAGUUUGGCCUCGUAGUCCGGGUAUAAUUAGAAGGGUCUUCGGAGAGGAGGGACCUGAGAGAAAAAUGGGAUUACUACACCCUUGGCUGGCCUUGCGAGUCAUUAAUGUGCGAACCCAGGGAAUAGUUUAUAUCUACAAAAACAAUCGCAAAACAUGCAUAUUUGCGAAGAUGCCCUUAAUGCUGCCACCCUGUUUCUCAGUCUGCUCUUGAAGCCGCGGUUUUUCGUUUUUUUAAUGUUUUUGGCUCGGAUUUUUGAGGUGGGUUUGUGUGAAGAAGGUUCCCCUCAGUGUUCAGAGUAUUCGCGACCUCUCUCUCUCAUCUCUCUCUUAUCUCUCUCUCUCUCUCUCUCACUCACUCUCUGUUUCUACCUCUUCUGUAGAAAAAGGAGAAGAUCAUGAGAUACCUCAACUGCUGCGUGUCUGCGUGA
Molecule: messenger RNA, 1652 nt
Organism: Spirodela intermedia
Lineage: Eukaryota; Viridiplantae; Streptophyta; Magnoliopsida; Alismatales; Araceae
Source: the annotation of a GenBank genome assembly